GUCAGACACACCGUCUGAUCCCUGACAGGAACACAGGUGUUUGGGGGAGGCAAUGCAUGAAGCAUAAGCAGGGCGAGUGAUGUGUGAAAGUGAGAGGGGAGCAGUAGACUGAUAUACUGUCAUUUGCAUUACAGCUGGGUGUGUAGAGUGGGAGGAUUAUGUGAGGAAGAUAAAACGUGCAGAUCACCAGCAAUGAAGAUAAAACCCAGAUGAAGGGACAUGUGAUCAUCCAUGGAAGAGGCCUAUUCAUUUAUUUUCAGGCCGGCAAGGUCUUUGUUACAUUUUUAGAUGUAUAUUUCCAGUGUCAUCAUGGAGUCUUCGGAGCAAGCAGUGAUUUCGGACCAGAGGACGGGACGCCACUAUAUAGCAAAAGCCAAGAUUGCAGCACUUUUCUCUAACACCAGAGGUGCACGGGCAGAACCCUCAUCUGGGACGCUGCAGGAUGCGUUACCACUUCCGGAAAGAUCAAGAAUAAAUCAGUGUUUUCAGAAAGCAAGAAUCACUGGGAUUUUCCUCCAAGCCGCAGAACAAACUGAGAGUCAGGGAGAAGAUGCUCUGUACGAGCCAGGGUCUUCAGUGGACUUGGACGCUUUAGUGCCUACACACGAUGAACAGGGGAGAUCAAUACCAGAGUGGAAGAGGCAGGUGAUGGUCCAUAGGUUACAAGCUCACCUGGACCAAGAGGCCAAGCCGGGUGAAUUACGUUAUUCCCAAGCCCGAAGUGCCCUGCUGGGCCCAUAUGGUGAGCUAGUUACUGAGGAGGAGCUCUGUGUCUUUGAUGGACAGAUGGAAGGACUCCGCCGCCGCAGACAAUGUCAGCAUUAUGAGAGAGAACUAAGGAGACAGGUGAGACAGCUGCAGGCCCUGCUACCCACACCUCUGAUCAAUGUCAGCAUCAAUACAGGGCUUCUUCAGCAGAGAGAGGACCCAGAGUGGUGUGCAUGUAUGUCAAAUGUGAUCACCAGUAUGUCCAACCUGCUGUCCAUCAGUAAUGAGACAUCAAACUCUGCUACUAAGGUGAUCAUGGAACAGAAGAUUGGUUCGCCUUCACCUUCACCUUCUCCAAAGAAAGAGCUCGUACAGUGUGGGGUGUCUGUGCAAAGACUGAAGGUGCAGUUUGAGAAACAACAACAGCCGCAUGGUCAACGUAUAGUCAGGCCUUGUAGAGUGAAAAGAGAAUCAGAUGAUUGCUGUGACUCAGGGGUAAGUUCAGAAGAUUCUCCAUCUAACAGGGAUUCUCCUGUUCCACCCCGGACACUGAGGAAAGAACGCAUUGUCCUCUUGUUUCUAAGCCACUGGAAAAGGUCCGCAUAUUCUCUACAUGCAGCAUUAAGAGCUACAGAGAGCCCAGAGUCCAAGGAAACAGUGGCCGACGAUAGUAUUUACCAGGAUACAGAGAGUUCUAAAGACCUACCUGAUAUAAUCCAAAGAAUAGAAGAAAUGGAGUCAAAAACAGGAACAAAGUGUGAUGUGGAAAUAUCACAGAGACAAACUCAUAAAAAUGAGUCCAAAGAAAGGACACAGAAUGUUAUAUUAAGCAUUGAUGGAAAUGGUGUGGUAUCCCAGAAUGCUCAGGACAGCAGUGAAAUAAGGAAUGGACAAGAAUCUUUGGCAGGUGAAGCUUCCCCUCGUUCAGGUGGACUACUAGGACAACUGAUAACACAAACAACCACCAUGCAACGCCUAAUCGGAGCUUGGAGGUCAGUUCCACCAGAUACCUCUCGCUCUUCUGGAGACUUAUCUGCUUUUCAGUCUCCUGAACACUUUCUGUCAACAUCUUGUGGCCAAACUUCUGUUAAUCAUGACAGUCUUACCCUGGACUUGUUCAUGUUGGGAUACUUCAGACUUCUUGAGCAGGAUCUACCAGAAGAGGAAAGGCGGAUGAGGCAUCUGCUCUGUUUUGAAGUCUUUGACAAACUGGGACGCUUUGGCUGGCCUACAGCUAGAGAAUUUCAUUGCACAGUCUUACAGGAGAUAGCCACUGGGCAGCGCACAUGGUCUGAUGGCUUUGAGGACAUCAAAGCUCGCUUUUUUGGAUCUGGCACAGACCACAUGGAAACAGAAAACAAAGUCACUCAAAUUUCUGAGGGUCAUGAUAUGUGUCAGUGUAUUGAGAGAAGUUUCUCAUUUUGGAAAGAGAAGGAGGCUGAAAUAUUUGGCGACUCAUAACCAGUGAUCAGUGUGGGGAGCAAAAAUGCAUUCACCGUUACUUUGACAGAACUGAUUAAAAAAUCUUUGGAAGACUUCAUGGACACCUACUGGGAUUCAUGGAUACCUCCUGACAAUCUAACAGCAGUAUAGGAGGACAUAGUGAGAGCAGCAAAGCAGCCAAUGUCCUUUUCAUGUGUCUGUGUAUAUGUCCAUAGCUAAUACUGGGGUAAAUGUACAAUACCAGCACAUAUCGUACCGGUAUGGCUUUACCAAGGCGAAGAGGGAAGCACUAACACUGAGAUAUAUUAACAACUCAGCUGCCAGAGAGGUGGAGUGAAAACUCCCCCCUCUGGCAAUGCCUGUUAGCGCCCACAGUGCAUCAUCCUAGUGCUGAUGCUCUGUGUCUCUCCCCCUGGCCAGCUCCUUGGGAUGGACGAGAUCUCGCUAUUAUCGCAAGAUCACCUAUGCAGCCCGGAGAUGGCAGCCACCAUAGCCAAGGACUGCGCUGUCUCAGCUGUGGUGUAUGGUCACCAACACCUGCAGCUGUCAAAAUCAAUAGCUGCAGGUUUCGGAACGUUCAGUGCCACUGACCGAUCAUACAUUGCCCUGCAUAUUGGCAUGCUAUUUGUAGAUAAAGAUAGGGGUGCACCGCCUGUCAAAUGCCAGAGUCAUACAUAGGGGAGAAGCGGUAUAGUGCACGUAACAUGUGCUGAAACCGCUUCUCUCCCAUAACAGAUUAUCAUGAAUUUGCCCCACUGUCACAGGGGUGUGGGGUGCAGCGGUGAGAUGGGCCCAUUUAACCAUUUAAGGUGUAUGCUUGAACUGUACAUAAUACAUAUAUCUAUAUAUAUAAAUGCGAAAGCUCUCACUCACUGACUGACAAAUUCUCUUACUUCCCGAUAUGUUAGGAAGCUGAAAUGUAACAUAGGUAUUCUACAGGUGGGAAAUAGGAAAACUAUAUAAUUAGAAUUUUAAUAAACCUCCCCUAAGGGGAUGAACAGGGGGCUUACAUAAUGAUGUCAUUACCGAUGCGUGGCUUGCGUUGCGUGAACGAUAACGUCCAAACGGACAAUUGGAUCAAAAUUUGGAUUGCACCUCCAGUGUGUAGAAUUUAAUAAACUACAAAAAUGGUCCUGUCACUUUUUACUGUAUCUGCUACGGGUCCUCCGUGGGUAAAGCCAAGAACCACGGAUUAAUAUUUACUUACAUGAAGACGUUUCAAAUUUACAUCUCUAUAGAUUUACCAAAUUAUUAACACUCAUGUACAGCCGUGAAAAUCAGAAACUCCUGUGCUAAGAACCGGUAGAAUGGCUAGUGUAUAUAUAAACAUGGGUUUUCAGUGAACAUGCCUAUUAUGUAUUUUUAAAUAUAAUUAUACGGAAACAGAUCUUC
This is a messenger RNA of Pseudophryne corroboree (corroboree frog), 3543 nucleotides long. It is a transcript of the gene ESPNL, whose product is annotated as espin like. The coding region runs from base 289 to 2169 and encodes 626 amino acids. The transcript is spliced from 4 exons. Gene Ontology annotation, biological process: actin filament bundle assembly. Gene Ontology annotation, cellular component: cytoplasm. Gene Ontology annotation, molecular function: actin filament binding. Lineage: Eukaryota; Metazoa; Chordata; Amphibia; Anura; Myobatrachidae. The record is from RefSeq and is a predicted model, not a curated record.